GCCAGGCUCACCCCGCCAUGUUAGGGGCAGCCCCAGAGCCCUCGGGGGUGGGGGAUGUGGUUUGGGCCGAUCCGUGCGCCGCCAGACUGGUCCCGGCAGGGCGCGCCCUCCGCCCCUCCUAGCUGAGGUAUCAGGUGGAACUGGUCGGGCGUGCGGGCAGGCAGCGGUGGCCGGAGCGCGGCGGCGGGAUGGACGGGCACCGCGGGCUGUGCCAGCUGCUGCUGCUGCCGCUGCUGCUGUGCGCGCUGCUGGCGGCCGCCACUCCCGCAGGGAGUAGUGGAACCAGCAGUUCAAAAGGAAGAAGUUUUGCUGGCCGGAAGGUUUCAAAUACAAAUAAUGCCUCUGAAGAGUUAUAUGAAGUGGAUGAAUUUGCAGCAAAAGCCCUCACAGGAAAGCUGACUACAGUUUUUCUUCCUAUGAUCUAUAUCAUUGUUUUUAUCAUUGGUUUGCCAAGCAAUGCCAUGGCCCUCUGGGUCUUUUUUUUCCGAACGAAGAAGAAACAUCCAGCUGUGAUUUAUAUGGUUAACUUAGCACUGGCAGACCUCUUUUUUGUUGUCUGGUUCCCACUGAAGAUUGCAUACCAUGUAAAUGGCAAUAACUGGCUAUUCGGCGAAGGUCUCUGCAAAGUACUUGUUGGAUUUUUCUAUGGAAAUAUGUACUCUUCCAUUCUUUUUAUGACUUGUCUCAGUGUGCAACGGUAUUGGGUUGUAGUGAACCCCAUAGUGCAUUCAAGAAAGAAAUCUGAAAUUGCCUUGGGCAUCUCCCUUGCUAUCUGGAUACUGAUUUUGCUGGGCACUAUUCCAUUGUAUCUUGUUAAUCAAACGGCAUAUAUUUCAAAUCUUAACAUCACUACCUGCCACGAUGUGUUGCCCGAAAAUGUUUUGGCUCAUGAUAUGUUCAGUUAUUUCCUCUCACUUGCAGUUGGACUCUUCUUAAUCCCAGCUCUUCUCACUGCUGUUGCUUACAUACUAAUGAUUAAAACUCUGAAUGCUUCCAUCUCAGAUAUAAGCACUAGCAAGAAACGAAAAAGAGCAAUCAAACUCAUUAUCGUGGUGCUAUCCAUGUAUCUCAUCUGUUUUACACCUAGCAAUGUGCUGCUUGUUGUGCAUUAUUUGCUCCUCAAAACCUACAGCCAGAGCUAUCUGUAUGUGUCAUACAUAACUGCACUGUGUCUUUCUACUUUGAACAGUUGCAUCGAUCCAUUCAUCUAUUACUAUAUUUCAAAAGACUUCAGAGACAACCUUAAAAAUGCUCUUCUUUGCCGAAGUGUGCGAACUACACGGAGGAUGCAAGUGUCUCUCUCAUCAGGCAGAUACCCUAGAAAAUCAAAUUCAUAUUCUUCAAACUCAAAUGGGACCACUAAAUCAACCUACUGAGUUUAAUCCUAGAAAAGUGAACUUUUAUUACUACUGCUGAAAGGGUGUAAGUGACAACAGAGUUAUUUUUUACAAGGGAGUCUGAAGAAACAUCUCUGCUUUUUAAUUACAUGGAAACCUGGAUUUUGGAACUGGCAGCUGCUUACCCUGUGUAGAAAUUGUAAACAGAUAAAAUCUUCCCACUAGACUGGAAAAAAAAUCAUGACAUCUCAGAUGCUCUGCAGAAAUGCUGCUGACCUGGCAGUGAGUUGUGGUUGAAGGCAUUUUUGUUUAAUAUCAAAGUUGUUAAAAAGCAAAAUGUCACUGGAAUGUUAUGUAGUGUUGCUCUAGUGUAUUUAAUUAACAGAGAAAUCUGUUUUGUUUGGCUUUAACUGUAAUGUAUUAAACAACUGAACAGAUUUAAUUUAGUAUGUAGGAUCUUGCUGUGUGUACCUGCUUACACUGAACAUAAUUUGAAGUUGUAGAGAGAAGGAGAGGAGAAUCCAUUUCACCAUCUUGGUGUAGACUGUAUAUUAUCUUUAGUAUAAUGUAAUUUUAUAUUGUUUUCCAAGUUACCACACUGUAAAUACUAACAUGGAAGAAGCUUGUAAAGUUUAUCCUAGUGAGUUGACAAGCUGAACUGGUUACCAGCUAGCACUGUGAUAAAAUGUUAGAGAUUAUUCACUGUUAUGUAAUGCUUGCCAGUACGUGAUCUUAAAUGGAGCUAUUUACAAAGCUUUGAUGAAUAGCUGUUUGAUUUUUAUAUAAUGUGCCUUGUAUUUUUUAGGAUAUCUAAAUAUGAUUAUUUUUUUAUAACA
This is a messenger RNA of Falco peregrinus (peregrine falcon), 2173 nucleotides long. It is a transcript of the gene F2RL1, whose product is annotated as F2R like trypsin receptor 1. Lineage: Eukaryota; Metazoa; Chordata; Aves; Falconiformes; Falconidae. Gene Ontology annotation, molecular function: thrombin-activated receptor activity. The transcript is spliced from 2 exons. Gene Ontology annotation, cellular component: membrane. The coding region runs from base 189 to 1376 and encodes 395 amino acids. Gene Ontology annotation, biological process: thrombin-activated receptor signaling pathway; positive regulation of Rho protein signal transduction; blood coagulation. The record is from RefSeq and is a predicted model, not a curated record.